This is a messenger RNA of Manis pentadactyla (Chinese pangolin), 4585 nucleotides long. It is a transcript of the gene HYOU1, whose product is annotated as hypoxia up-regulated 1. Gene Ontology annotation, cellular component: endoplasmic reticulum chaperone complex. Bases 189 to 3188 code for a protein of 999 amino acids. The record is from RefSeq and is a predicted model, not a curated record. Gene Ontology annotation, biological process: cellular response to hypoxia; negative regulation of hypoxia-induced intrinsic apoptotic signaling pathway; endoplasmic reticulum unfolded protein response. Gene Ontology annotation, molecular function: ATP-dependent protein folding chaperone; ATP binding. The transcript has 25 exons. NCBI's taxonomy places the organism in Eukaryota, Metazoa, Chordata, Mammalia, Pholidota, Manidae.
AAUGAGCGCGCGCCGCGUCCGGGGCGGCUGGUGCGCGAGACGCCGCCGAGAGAUUGGUAGCUAAUGUAACAGUUUGCAAACCGAGGGGAGUUGUGAAGGGCGCGGGCUGGGGGCGCGCUGCCGACCUCGUGGGUACGUCCGCCGCCGCGUUUGUCCCAGAGCUGUGGCCACCGGAGCGGAGGGGCACGAUGGCAGCCACCGGACAGAGGCAGAGACCACGGAGGCUAGCCUGUUGGGCCUUGAUGGCUGUGCUCUUGGCAAACCUGCUGGCACUGACUGACACGCUGGCAGUGAUGUCUGUGGACCUGGGCAGCGAGUCCAUGAAGGUGGCGAUCGUCAAACCUGGGGUGCCCAUGGAAAUUGUCUUGAACAAGGAAUCCCGGAGGAAAACCCCAGUGACUGUGACCCUGAAAGAAAAUGAAAGAUUCUUUGGAGACAGUGCAGCAAGCAUGGCCAUCAAGAAUCCAAAGGCAACGCUGCGUUACUUCCAGCACCUCCUGGGGAAGCAGGAAGAUAACCCCCACGUGGCCCUUUACAGAGCCCGUUUCCCAGAGCACGAGCUAGGCUUUGACCCACAGAGGCGGACUGUGCACUUCCAAGUCAGCCCGCAGCUGCAGUUCUCCCCUGAGGAGGUACUCGGCAUGGUGCUCAAUUACUCCCGAUCCCUGGCUGAAGAUUUUGCAGAGCAGCCCAUCAAGGAUGCUGUGAUCACCGUGCCAGCCUUCUUCAAUCAGGCUGAGCGCCGAGCUGUGCUGCAGGCUGCUCACAUGGCCGGCCUCAAGGUGCUGCAGCUCAUCAAUGACAACACUGCCACUGCCCUCAGCUACGGUGUGUUCCGCCGGAAGGAUAUCAACACCACUGCCCAGAAUAUCAUGUUCUAUGACAUGGGCGCAGGGAGCACCGUGUGCACCAUCGUGACUUACCAGACAGUGAAGACGAAGGAGGCGGGGAUACAGCCACAGCUCCAGAUCCGGGGAGUAGGAUUUGACCGCACGUUGGGGGGCCUGGAGAUGGAGCUCCGGCUGCGUGAGCACCUGGCUGGGCUUUUCAAUGAACAACGCAAGGGCCAGCGAACAAAGGACGUGCGGGAGAACCCCCGUGCCAUGGCCAAGCUGCUCCGUGAGGCAAAUCGACUCAAAACUGUCCUGAGCGCCAAUGCUGACCACAUGGCACAGAUCGAGGGCCUCAUGGAUGAUGUGGACUUCAAGGCGAAAGUGACUCGAGCAGAGUUUGAAGAGCUGUGUGCAGACUUAUUUGAGCGGGUGCCCGGGCCUGUGCGGCAGGCCCUCCAGAGUGCUGAAAUGAAUCUGGAUGAGAUCGAGCAGGUGAUCCUGGUGGGCGGGGCCACUCGGGUCCCCAGAGUUCAGGAGGUGCUGCUGAAGGCUGUGGGCAAGGAGGAGCUGGGGAAGAACAUCAAUGCGGACGAAGCCGCCGCUAUGGGGGCCGUGUACCAGGCAGCUGCGCUCAGCAAAGCCUUCAAGGUGAAGCCGUUUGUCGUCCGAGAUGCAGUGAUCUACCCCAUCCUGGUGGAGUUCACAAGGGAUGUGGAGGAGGAGCCUGGGGUUCGCAGCCUGAAACAUAAUAAACGGGUCCUCUUCUCUCGGAUGGGGCCCUACCCUCAACGCAAAGUCAUUACCUUUAACCGCUACAGCCAUGAUUUCAACUUCCACAUCAACUAUGGUGACCUGGGCUUCCUGGGGCCCGAGGAUCUACGCGUAUUUGGCUCCCAGAAUCUGACCACAGUGAAGCUGAAAGGGGUGGGUGAGAGCUUCAAGAAGUAUCCGGACUAUGAGUCCAAGGGCAUCAAGGCUCACUUCAACUUGGACGAGAGCGGUGUGCUCAGCCUAGACAGGGUGGAGUCUGUGUUUGAGACACUGGUGGAGGACAGUCCAGAAGAGGAAUCUACUCUGACCAAACUUGGCAACACAAUCUCCAGCCUGUUUGGAGGUGGUACCACACCAGAUAGUAAGGAGAAUGGUACUGACACUGUCCAGGAGGAAGAGGAAAGCACUGCCGAGAGAAGCAAGGAUGAGCCCGGAGAGCAGACUGAGCUCAAGGAGGAGGCUGAGGCCCCAAUGGAGGAUACGUCUCAGCCCCCAACCCCCGAGCCUAAGGAGGAUGCAGUUCCUGGGGGUGAAAAGGCCGCAGAAAAAGAAAAUGGGGAAGAGUCUGAGGCCCCGAAGCCAAGUGAGAAAAAAGAGGCAGGGUCUGAGGGUGUCCCUCCAGCCCCAGAGGAAGAAAAGAAGCAGAAGCCUGCCCGGAAGCAGAGGGUGGUGGAGGAGAUUGGGGUGGAGCUGGCCCUCCUGGACCUGCCAGACCUGCCCCGGGAUGAGCUGGCCCGCUCGGCGCAGAAACUUCAGGACUUGACGCUCCGAGACCUAGAGAAGCAGGAACGGGAGAAAGCUGCCAACAGCUUGGAAGCGUUCAUCUUUGAGACCCAGGACAAGCUGUACCAGCCCGAGUACCAGGAAGUGUCCACCGAGGAGCAGCGUGAGGACAUCUCUGGGAAACUCAGCGCUGCUUCCACCUGGCUGGAGGACGAGGGCUUUGGGGCCACCACAGGGAUGUUGAAGGAGAAGCUGACCGAGCUGAGGAAGCUGUGUCAUGGCUUGUUUUUUCGGGUGGAAGAACGGAAGAAGUGGCCCGAGCGUCUCUCUGCCCUCGAUAAUCUCCUCAACCAUUCCAGCAUGUUCCUCAAGGGGGCCCAGCUCAUCCCAGAGAUGGACCAGAUCUUCACCGAGGUGGAGAUGACAACGUUAGAAAAAGUCAUCAACGAGACCUGGGCCUGGAAGAAUGCAACCAUGGCUGAGCAGGCCAAGCUUCCUACCACGGAGAAGCCUGUGCUGCUCUCAAAAGACAUCGAGGCCAAGAUGAUGGCCCUGGACCGCGAGGUGCAGUAUCUGCUCAAUAAGGCGAAGUUUGCCAAGCCCCGGCCCCGGCCCAAGGACAAGAAUGGCACCCGGGCAGAGCCUCCCCUCAAUGCCAGUGCCAGUGAGCAGGGGGAGAAGGUCAUCCCUCCUCCAGGCCAGACUGAAGAUGCAAAGCCCAUUUCAGAACCCAAGAAAGAGACCGGAUCUGAACCCGCCGACGCCGAACCUCUGGAGUUAGGAGGGCCAGGAGCAGGCGAGGAGUCGGAACAGAAGGAGCCCACAGGACAGAAGCAAACUCUGAAGAAUGACGAGCUAUAACCCCGCCUCCUGUGCCCGUUCACCCCAUGCCCUUCUCCUGUCACCUCUAUUUAUUAAACAUCUCGGGUCGGGGAGGGUGGGUCCUGCCCCCUGCCCUCUGAGGCUUCGGUUCCUUUUGUCUCACCAGUGAGUGGAGAUGGGGAGGAGGGGAAGGAAGGGGCGGCCCACCAGUUCCUUCUGAAGGCGUUCUGUGGUUAAAACUGAAAUUGUUCUGUUCCCAGUCCCGCUGCCUGAUUCCCUACCCAUCCAGGCCCUAAUUUGGGAAAAAUCACUGUUAUGUCUUAAUUCUUUGCCUGUGGGUAGAUGAGAGAAUGGCCGUCAGUGGUUGGCAGACUGGGAGUGGGAAGGGUGUCCCGGGGUGUUCGAGUCUCCAGGCCCCCCUGGUCAUCCUUCCCUCCUCUCUUCCUCCACGGUCACGCGGGGCCAGCAUCCGCAGAGCCUCGGUCUCCAGGUUUGGUUUCUGAGUGCCUAUUGAUGCUCUUUUUUCCCCAAUGUUCUUGCCCUAAAAACCCUCAUCCCCAUUGAUUCCUCUUCCCAGGGGUUUCCUUGGCUUCCUGUUCCAAGUCAGGCAGGUCUCUGCCUCUCGCCCAAGGCCCUGCCAUCUGGACUGGCUGAAAAAUAAAUCUAGAUCGAUUCCCACUGACACAUUCACCCCUCGCUGGCCAGAGUAGGCAGGGAGGAAGUGCUGAAGGGAAUCCAGCCACCUCUCCAGGGAGUGAGACGUGGAAACCCUGUAGGGGUCCCACCUGUGGACGCCUGGGCCAGGGAAGCCGCAUGGAGUGGCCGGCUUGGGCUGCCGGCCUGUGCGGACAGUGUCAGAAUCCACGUGUCCCCAGUGGUGCGGUGCCCUGCAUCGCUUUGUCCACCUGCCCUUUCUCCUUUGUUCUGCCCUCCCGGACAUAGCCUUGCCCUUGGCCCCCUGGCCCGUGGGCUGACCACAAUGUGCUUUCUACUGUGAGCCCCUGUCCCGAGACCCUGGGAGAGGGAGAGACUGGUGUGAAUGUAAAAAUGCCACCUCACUCUCUGAGGCAGGCCCUGGGGCGCAGGAAGAGGGGACUGGCCGGCCUGCCUUUCAUGUGCUGCUCUGCCAGGAUGGUGCUUCUCUGCCCCACGCUGACGCUGGGGAGCCUGUCCUCCAGCGUUUCCAUCUGUAGCAGGAGCCAGGGCCGCCACCCAGCUCCCAGGGCAAGGGAGCCUGCUUGUGUCUGUCUGUUGUCUUUUUCUCCUCUUUUUUUUUUUUUUUUGCCACAUUGGCAGAAAGAGACAUAAGGGUCCUUCCCAUCCUGAACGUUUGAGUUCUUUCACUAGCAGUUGAAGCUGGUUGGACAGGUUUGAGUCAAGUUGUACUUUGCUCCAUUGUUAAUUGAGAAACUUUCAAUAAAAUAUUCUUUUCUACA